GCCACCACCUCUUUCUGCCGGCUGUGCAACUUUCCCCCACCGCCUAGAGUGUGAUGUUGGACAUGGGCGAUAGGAAGGAAGUGAAAAUGCUGCCCAAGUCGUCCUUCAGCAUCAACAGCUUGGUCCCCGAAGCCGUCCAGAGCGACAACAACCACAGCCACCACCACCACAACAACCACCACCCGCACCACCACCACCAUCACCACCACCACCACCACCAUCACGGCCAGCAGCAGCAGCAGCCGCCCCAGAGGGCGACCCCGGAUGAGGACGACGACGAGGAAGAGAAGAACCAGCUCCUGCUGCAGCCUCCCGGGGUGGGGGUCGGUGUGGCGGCGACCACCGCCGCCGCCUCUGGCGCCGCCGCCACCUCUGGCCCCAUGGAAGUGUCCAAGGGGGACCUCUUGGGCGGCAAAGGGGAGCCCGGCUCGGCAGGCGAGCUGGACGACAACAAGGAGAAAGGUCCGGCGUCCGAGGAGAAAAAGGGCCCGUCGGAAGGGACCAAGGACGGCGGCAGCGACGGCGGGGGCAAGGAAGGCGAGAAGAAGAACGGCAAAUACGAGAAGCCACCGUUCAGCUAUAACGCGCUUAUCAUGAUGGCUAUCCGGCAGAGCCCCGAGAAGCGCCUGACCCUCAACGGCAUCUACGAGUUCAUCAUGAAGAACUUCCCUUACUACCGGGAGAACAAACAGGGCUGGCAGAACUCCAUCCGCCACAACCUCUCACUCAAUAAGUGCUUCGUCAAGGUGCCCCGGCACUACGACGACCCGGGCAAAGGCAACUACUGGAUGUUGGACCCUUCCAGCGACGACGUCUUCAUUGGAGGCACCACGGGCAAGCUCCGACGGCGCUCCACCACCUCGCGGGCCAAGCUGGCCUUCAAGCGGGGUGCCCGCCUCACCUCCACCGGCCUGACCUUCAUGGACAGGGCGGGCUCCUUGUACUGGCCCAUGUCGCCUUUCCUGUCCCUCCACCACCCGCGGGCCAGCAGCACUUUGAGCUACAACGGGACCACGUCGGCUUACCCCAGCCACCCCAUGCCCUACAGCUCCGUCUUGACUCAGAACUCCUUGGGAAACAACCACUCCUUUUCCACGUCCAACGGCCUGAGCGUGGAUAGACUCGUCAACGGCGAGAUCCCCUACGCCACGCACCACCUCACGGCUGCCGCGCUGGCCGCCUCGGUGCCCUGCGGCUUGUCCGUGCCCUGCUCCGGCACCUAUUCCCUCAACCCCUGCUCCGUCAACCUUCUGGCGGCGGGACAGACCAGUUACUUUUUCCCCCACGUCCCGCACCCGUCCAUGACUUCGCAGAGCAGCACCUCGAUGACGGGGCGGGCCGCCUCAUCGUCCACUUCGCCGCAGGCGCCCUCCACUCUCCCCUGCGAGUCCCUCAGACCGUCCUUGCCCAGUUUUACCACGGGACUGUCGGGUGGACUUUCUGAUUAUUUCACACAUCAAAAUCAGGGUUCUUCCUCCAACCCGUUAAUACAUUAACCUCCAAGGGGAAGUCAAGAGACUGUAAGUGAACAUUUUACACACCUUUACCUUGUAAAUGCUAAUGGAGCGAGAGAGCGAGAGCGAGAGAACGAGCGAGAGAGCGAGCGAGAGACUUUUAAAAAAUGAGCAAAACAGAAAGGAGGAAAAAAAAUACUCACCCAGGAAAAAAAAAAAAGUCCAGGUAUUUUUUAUUAAGUUUCUUCCCCCUAUCCUCUAACCCCCAUUUUCUGUACGUUUGUUCAAGUCUUUAGGGUCGUUUCUUAUUCCAACCAAGCGAGGCGAGUCAGCAAAUGUGCAAAAAUAACAAUAAUAAUAAUAAAAUCAGAAGGAUACAUUGUAGACGAUGCAGUUUUGGGAAGGGUUUAAAUAAAUAAAUAAUAUUAAUAAUAAGAUAGUAGAAGGUAUAUCUAAACUAGUGACUGCUUUUUUGGCCGUUUGGACUUCGCUUUGACACCGGUGUGUUGGGGUUGUUGUUGUUUUUUCCCUCCUCACGCCGACCCACCAGAUUUUCCAUGUUUGCAGUAUUAUAAGUUAUCAUGGAUGUGAUGGUGGGUGCAGACCAUGAGAGUAAAAUUAAAAUUUAAUCAUGAUAAUAAUAAAUUGAUGAACGCCGCGAUGCAAAGUGUCAUUUGCGUGGUGGAAGCAGAACAAUUAGGCAGAGAAACUCAAUAAUUGCAUUUUGGCCCUGGAUUCUUUUGUUCUCUACUCCCUCCCCUUUUAAAAAAGAGCUAAUCCCCCCCUUUUUUGUUUUCCUUUUGUUUACUUUUAGACCAAAGAUUGGGUUUUUAGAAAAUGCACUCAGUGUACGAAAUGGGUUUUUUAAUAAAAUAAAAUACAGCAAAUCAGAACAAGAAGGAUAUCAUUUCAGUUUUGCAGCACUGCCCGUUCAAAUGAAUCCGAGGGGACAAAAAUUCAUGAAUUGCCUUCAGUUUGUGUUGUGUAUAUUUUGAUGUAUGUGGUCACUAACAGGUCACCUUUAUUUUUUUUUAAUGUAGUGAAAUGUUAAUACCUAUUGUACUUAUAGGUAAACCUUGCAAAUAUGUAACCUGUGUUGCGCAAAUGCCGCAUAAAUUUGAGUGAUUGUUAAUGUCGUCUUAAAAAAAAAAUCUUGAUUGUGAUACUGUGGUCAUAUGCCCGUGUUUGUCACUUACAAAAAAAAUGUUUACUAUGAACACACAGAAAUAAAAAAUAGGCUAAAUUCAUAUAUA
Molecule: messenger RNA, 2707 nt
Organism: Lacerta agilis (Sand lizard)
Lineage: Eukaryota; Metazoa; Chordata; Lepidosauria; Squamata; Lacertidae
Gene: FOXG1
Product: forkhead box G1
Exons: 1
Coding region: 54-1496 (480 amino acids)
Biological process (GO): regulation of transcription by RNA polymerase II
Cellular component (GO): nucleus
Molecular function (GO): sequence-specific double-stranded DNA binding; DNA-binding transcription factor activity
Source: RefSeq, a predicted model, not a curated record